ACAGAGGGAGUGGUGGUCAUCUGUUUUUAUGCGCCUUUUGACCCUCGCAGCUUGCUUUGGAGAUUAAAAUUAGAAAAUCUGAAACAUCUCUGGCGAUCAGAAACACCGAAUUCAGACAGAACUUGCGAGUUUCGAUCCGCUAGCAGAACUUUGAACUUCCCCGACGCGCGAGCACCGUCGAUUGCGGCCUCCGAGGAAGCAGAUUUUUAUGGAAAACGUUUAAUUGUUGAACUAAUGGGAGAAUCUGCCGAAAUUGAAGAGCCCGCACUCUGCCUAAAUGAAGAAUUCGACAAAGUCGUUCUCAUGUACGAAGAAUUCUGGGAGCAGCAGGUCGAGCAGCAGAUCGGUCGGUGAGGACAAAGUUGAAGCGAAGCGGUCCAAGCGCAGCAACUGCGACCUGGGAAGGAUGGCGCAGUCAGCGGGCGCGUCCGUCUCAGGGGCGGCUUCCAACUCGGACCUGGUCAGCCUGUUCGAGUGUCCUGUCUGCUUCGACCAUGUUUUGCCUCCGAUUCAGCAGUGCCAGAGUGGCCAUCUCGUUUGCGCCUCCUGCCGCCCUAAACUCUCAUGCUGUCCCACUUGCAGGGGUCCACUUGGAAAUAUUCGCAACCUGGCUAUGGAGAGGGUUGCGAUGACAGUGAUGUUUCCCUGCAAGUACGCCUCGAUGGGUUGUGAAUCAACCCUCUCACACACAGACAAGGUUGAACACGAGGACAGUUGUGAUUUCCGACCUUACGUUUGCCCAUGUCCGGGCGCCGUCUGCAAGUGGGGCGGCCCUCUUGAAAAUGUCAUGGCUCACCUGAUGUCGGCACACAAGUCAAUCACCACAUUACAAGGAGAGGACAUAGUGUUUCUGGCCACAGACAUAAAUCUGCCUGGAGCUGUCGACUGGGUGAUGAUGCAGUCCUGCUUUGGCCACCAUUUUAUGCUAAUCCUCGAAAAGCAGGAAAAGUAUGAGGGGCACCCCCAAUUUUUUGCUGUUGUACAAAUCAUCGGAUCGAGGAAGCAAGCAGAGAAUUUUGCCUACCGGCUCGAGUUAAAUGGAAUGCGACGGCGUCUGACGUACGAAGCCACGCCGCGCUCUAUUCACGAAGGUGUUUCGACUGCAAUUCAUAAUUCCGACUGCCUUGUCUUUGACCCCAGUAUCGCGCAGUUAUUCUCGGACAAUGGCAAUCUGGGAAUAAACGUCACCAUCUCCACAGUGACCAAUCUGUAGCCGGUCGAAGAAAGGCGUGAGAUUUCUUGAUUGCCUCUUUUUGUUUUUAACCAAGGUGAUAUUUGACAAAAACUUCUGUAUUCUGAAUUGCGUACUCUCGGAGUAAUCUUUUCUGCGAGUCUCAGAUCUCAUUUCUAAUUUAAAAAUGAGCUUUAUGUGUAGCCAUGUUGAAAAUUUCACUAAAGCUAGAGAGAUCUUUUCAUUUCAUUGACGUAGCUUUUUAUCCUCAUAUAUAAAUGAGCGGUGCUUCAAGCCGAAAGUUACACCUAAACACACGCUGUAGGUAAUUCAUAAUAUUACUCAUUUAAAAUAAAAAUUUCAAGAGCGUUGAAAUUUUUGGAUUUUUAUUCAUUAUCCGUCUCUCCUUUACUUCCAGCCUUAUUUUUGCUGUUCGGAGAUUCAAGCAUUAUCGUAACGGGACCGUCGUUCUCAAUUUCAACUUGCAUAUAUUCCCCAAACUUUCCAUCUGAAAUCGAUUUAUUAAACAUAAGAAAAUUAUUACAAAAUCUAAUUACAAUGUCAACCUUUGACUAAUUCCGACUUGUAAUGUUUUCUCAAUUCUGCCAAGAAGUUAUCAUAAAACGAUCUGGCAGCGUCAGGACCCAUUGAGUUGUGAAAAUCUGGCUUGUUUCCUUUCAGUUCGUGAUAAAGGGUGAAUUGGCUGAUGCAAAGAAUUUCUCCUUGUUUGUCCUUCACGCUGCUUUUCCAUCGGACGCCAGAGUCGUCGUCGAAGAGACGAACAUUCAAAAUUUUACGAACUCUGAAAUGAAAAUUUAAAUUUAACAAAAGCUAGCAAAAUUUUUAAACUUUUACCGACAUGUAUUCCAAAUCAACUGGGCCGUCGUCUCGACAGAUUCCAAUGAGGACGCACAGUCCUUUUUCUAUGCUUGAAACAAUCUCCCCAUUCACUAAACGUAAUGGAAAUAAAUUUGAAAUUGUAUAUUAUUAAAUAAUUGCUUAGCUAACCUGAGACUUGCGCCCUGCGGACCCUUUGAAUCAGUGCUC
Neocloeon triangulifer is the source of this 2218-nucleotide messenger RNA. RefSeq names its product E3 ubiquitin-protein ligase Siah1-like. Gene Ontology annotation, biological process: proteasome-mediated ubiquitin-dependent protein catabolic process; multicellular organism development. NCBI's taxonomy places the organism in Eukaryota, Metazoa, Arthropoda, Insecta, Ephemeroptera, Baetidae. The transcript is spliced from 6 exons. The coding region runs from base 278 to 1213 and encodes 311 amino acids. The record is from RefSeq and is a predicted model, not a curated record. Gene Ontology annotation, molecular function: zinc ion binding; ubiquitin conjugating enzyme binding; ubiquitin protein ligase activity. Gene Ontology annotation, cellular component: cytoplasm.